CGGCCUGCUGGACCUUUAUGUGAAGACGGUCCUGAUGAGCAAGUCCAAGCCUCAGAACCACAUCCUGGAGAGGUGCGCCCCCGUGCUUCGCCACGUCAGCCACGCCGAGUUCAAAGAGCUGCUGCUGCCCGCCCUGCAGAAGUCCCUCCUGCGCAGCCCGGAGAACGCCAUGGAGACGAUUUCCAGCCUGCUGUCCUCCGUGACCCUUGACCUCAGCCAGUAUGCCAUGGACAUCGGUAAAGGCCUGGCCAGCCAGCUGAAGGCCAAUAACCCAGCCCUGAUGGGGCAGGCGGUGGUGGCGCUGCGGAACCUGGCCCAGCAGUGCAGCGACCCGUCCGCCGUGCAGGACCUGCUGACCCAGCUCUUCAGCAUCUUGGGAGGGUCGGAGGGCAAGCUGACGGUGGUGGCGCAGAAGAUCAGCGUCCUGUCAGGCAUCGGGAGUCUCAGUCACCACGCCGCCUCGGGCGGCUCCAGCCAGGCCCUCAGCACCAGAGUGGUGGAGCUCUUCAUCCCCUUCCUGCAGCAGGAAGUGCACGAGGGCACCCUGGUCCAUGCGGUGGGCGUGCUGUCGCAGUGGGCGGGCCGCCUCAGCGUGGAGGUGCCGGCGGCGCUGCUGGCCUGGCUGAAGAAGGCCUUCACCCUGAAGACCAGCACCUCGCCCGUCCGCCACGCCUACCUGCAGGGCAUGCUGGGAGCCUUCAAAGGAGACACGCUGCCCCAGGCCGUGGAGCUGCUGCCCCUGCUGACCCAGACGGUGGAGAAGGCCGCCGCCCAGCCUACCCAGCAGGCCCUGCUCUGCGAGGCCGUGGCGGCCGCGGUCCUGCUGAGCCGCCUCUGCCUGCUGGACACGCUGACGGCGAUCACGCCCAUCCUGCUGGACGCCCUGACUGACCCCUCGCGCAAGACGCACGUGUGCCUGCAGACGCUGCUGGACACCAAGUUCGUGCACUUCAUCGACGCGCCCUCGCUGGCGCUCAUCAUGCCCAUCGUGCAGCGCGCCUUCCAGGACCGCUCCACCGACACGCGCAAGAUGGCGGCGCAGAUCAUCGGCAACAUGUACUCCCUCACCGACCAGAAGAAGCUGGACGCGGCCAGCCAGCUCGCCCUGAUCGACGACCUGCACCGCGACCUGCGGCUGGUCUCCGGCGAGGUCAAAGGUCAACACCUGCCCGGCUUCUGCCUGCCCAAAAAGGGCGUGACGUGCAUCCUGCCCGUGCUGCGCGAGGGCGUGCUCAACGGCGCCCCCGAGCAGAAGGAGGAGGCGGCGCGGGCCCUGGGCCUCGUGAUCCGCCUGACCUCGGCCGACGCGCUGCGCCCCUCCGUGGUCAACAUCACCGGCCCGCUCAUCCGCAUCCUGGGAGACCGCUUCAGCUGGAACGUCAAGACGGCCCUGCUGGAGACGCUGACCCUGCUGCUGGCCAAGGUGGGGAUCGCCCUGAAGCCCUUCCUGCCCCAGCUGCAGACCACCUUCCUGAAGGCCCUGCAGGACUCGAGCCGCGCCGUGCGCCUGCGGGCCGCCGAGGCGCUGGGCCGCCUGGUCACCAUCCACAGCAAGGUGGACCCCCUCUUCAGCGAGCAGCUCUCGGCCAUCCGCAACGCAGACGACUCCGGGGUCAGGGAGACCAUGCUCCAGGCCCUGAGGUUUGUGAUCCAGGGCGCGGGCGGGAAGGUGGACCCCACGAUCAGGAAGAACAUCACCACCACGCUGCUCAGCAUGUUGGGACACGACGAGGAUGCGACGCGCAUGUCCUCGGCAGGCUGCGGCGCUCUAACCCCGCCCCUCGCCCCUGCAGCGGACGUGUCCGGGGUGGACUGGAUGGUGCGUCACGGGCGCAGCAUGGCGCUCUCGGUGGCGGUGAAGGCCGACGCGGCCCGUCUGUGCGGCGAGGAGUACCGGUCGGCGGCGCUGGACACCAUCAUGGCCAACGCCACCGCGGACCGGAUUCCCAUAGCGACCAGCGGGAUCAGAGCCAUGGGCUUCCUGAUGAAGCACCAGGUGGACACCGAGGGGGGCGCCAGCGUGUCUCCCAGGAUCACCACGCACUUCGUCAAGUGCCUGCAGAACUCGUCCAGCGAGGUCCGGCUGGCGGCCGAGCGCGUGCUGUGGUGGGUGUGCCGGGACCCCGCCAGCCCCGCGCUGGAGCCCCCCAUGGUCAAGCCGCUGCUGAAGGCGCUGCUGGACAACACCAAGGACAAGAACACGGGCGUGCGGGCGCAGAGCGAGCACACCAUCGUCAGCCUGCUGAGGCUGCGGCAGGAUGCUACGCUGGUGGUGCUGGGAGUCAUCCUGUAG
Molecule: messenger RNA, 2293 nt
Organism: Lepisosteus oculatus (spotted gar)
Lineage: Eukaryota; Metazoa; Chordata; Actinopteri; Semionotiformes; Lepisosteidae
Source: RefSeq, a predicted model, not a curated record